Molecule: messenger RNA, 1205 nt
Organism: Parastagonospora nodorum SN15
Lineage: Eukaryota; Fungi; Ascomycota; Dothideomycetes; Pleosporales; Phaeosphaeriaceae
Exons: 2
Coding region: 1-897 (298 amino acids)
Source: RefSeq, a predicted model, not a curated record
AUGCCUGCAAUGGACCCCCAGCACACCGCGGUGCCUUUCUCGGCCAGGCACUCGAUCCUCGGCCAGCAACAGUCGCCCAACACCACGCCUGUCGAGUACGAAUACACAUACAACGAAAAAGAUGACUACUCGCGAUCACAACAGCGACGCGCUGAUCGCGGAAGCAAGACUUCCAGCUACGGUCGCGGCCGGGAUUCCGUCAUCUCCCACCCAUUCUCGCCAAAGCAAUCGCCAAGCCCUCGCAGCAGCCUCUCCUCAGGAGACAAGCGACGACAUUCAUCGAUUCCGCAGAAUUUGUCUCCCACAUUGGUCAACGACGCACAAAACAUAAGACGCCCGCCACAGGCACAUUUGGACCCGGAAAAGCACGGCUACGGCUCGUCGAAACCCCAUCGCCAUUCGGGAUCCACCCGAUCAGACGAGGCCGUCUACGAUCAAGGCCAGUACCAUGAGGGCUCGCCCGAGGAGAAGACAUGGCAAUUAUUAUUCUACCUCUCAGGACCUUGCGCCCUACUUUCCAUCGUCAUCACUCUCUGGACCAUAGUCGCACUCUUCAUCUCACUCGCCCUCGCACCAUUAAAGCUCUGCUCGACACGACCUUCACUUUCGACGCAACUCACCACAUUCCUCGCCCCAGCGCUCAACCUGCAACUGCACCUGGUGUACUCGCACAACUCGGCGCAAAACUACAGUGCACCCAUGCUCGUAGUGAUCCACCUCUUCUCGCCACUCAUCGCAUUCGGCGUCGCGAUAGCUGCGUUGACGGCUGCCUUGUUCUGGUUCUUCUCGUCCAUCCUCGGUGACCCAGGCGGUCACGACGGCCACAACGACGGCAAGGAGAGCAUUCUGGGCGUGCGCAAGUGGUGGGAGCGCUGGCUCUCGCGGGGACUGCGCUGAAGAUGAGCGACGAGAGGAGACUUGUUACUACUACGACAUUCGACACAACAUUACCUGCUCUCCACGAUGGCGAGAGCACACUUUUUCAGCGGCAUUAUCAGCAUGGAGUACACGGCAUGGGAACGACACUGGUUUACGACUGGUACGCUGAUCACAGCAAAGGCGUUUUUGGUUUGGAAAUCAUGCUUGCGAAGAUCAGUAUGGGAUGGGAUGGAUUUUACAAGCUUCAGCGUUACUUUUUACAUGAUAUACCCCACAUUUUCUCUUGCUCAAAUAGCAAAAUAUCAAAUACCAACACUACGAUUGUU